UCGAGAGCGUGCAUGCGUGCGUUUGGUGGAGGCGAAGGUGCUGAUCGGCCGAGCACACGCGCGUCGCUCGGCCAGGGUAGGGUGUGCCCUGAGUACGCGCGGCGGCUGCUGCGACUCGCGGAUCGUGUGGCCGCGGUGCAAAAAGCAGAAAAGCCGGCCAGGGUCCCCACCAACGGCCGACAAACUCUAUAUCUGGCCGGCGCCUCGCAGCCCGACGCUCAGACUCGCUGCAGCCGCACAGCGACGCGAACCAGGGCAAAACUACCACUCAGGAUGGGUCUGCUGAUGUGGUGCGUAUUGGCCGUGGGCCUGGUGGGGGCACAUUGCGGACGGUGGCAGCCAAAGGCGCCGAGGCACGGAUUCCAGGGCAAGAGUAGCUCCGAUUCCGACCCCACGUACACGGAGGAGGAGGCUGUCAAGUUUUACGAAGACUACGACGCACAGGCCGCCCUCUUCCUCACCAAAGAGACCUUGGCACUUUGGGCCUAUGACUCCAACAUCACCGACCACAACCUCCAGCAGAAGCUGGCCGCAUCUGCCGAGACAGCCAAGUUCACGAAGGAAUCGUGGUCCAAGCUGAUCAAGUUCCCGUGGAAAGACUUCAAAGACCCCGAGCUGCGGCGCAAGUUCAAGCUGAGCUCUGUCUUGGGCAACGCGGCUUUGUCCGAAGAAGACUACAACAAGCUGCAGUCAAUCGUGGGCGAAAUGUCAGCCAUCUACAGCAAGGCCAAGAUUUGCAGCUACCAGGACAAGAACAAGUGCGACCUUAGCCUAGAGCCAGAGCUGACCGAGCUGUUGAUGAAGAGCAGGGACCCUGAAGAAUUGCGCCACAUUUGGAUCGAAUGGCGCCGAAACUCGGGUGAGAAGGUCAAGGAGCAGUACAAGGAGUACGUCGCCCUGAGCAACAAAGCGGCCAGGAUGAACAAUUUCGAUAACGCGGCUGCUCUGUGGUUGAAUAAUUACGAGUCGGACGAGUUCCGCGGCCAGAUCGGCGAGCUGUGGCACCAACUGAAGCCACUGUACCAGCAGUUGCACGCGUACGUGCGCCGCCACCUGCGUAUCAAAUACGGCGACGAGGUGGUCAAGGCCAAGGGGCCCAUUCCGGCCCACCUGCUGGGCAACAUGUGGUCCCAAACCUGGGGCAAUAUUGCUGACUUCAUGCUGCCCUACCCCGACAGGCAGUCCACGGACGUCACUCCCAACAUGAUCAAACAGGGUUACACUGCGGAGCGCAUGUUCAAGCUGUCAGAGGAGUUCUUCACGUCCCUCAACCUGUCCGCCAUGCCUGAAAUGUUCUGGGAUAAGUCCAUUCUGGAAAAGCCCACGGACGGCAGGGAACUGGUGUGCCACGCGUCAGCCUGGGACUUCUAUGACCGAAAAGACUUUAGAAUCAAGCAAUGCACCCGAAUCAACCAGGAGGAUCUCUACACCGCCCACCACGAAAUGGGCCACGUGCAAUAUUUCCUGCAGUACAAACACCAGCCAAUCGUAUUCAGAACGGGCGCCAACGACGGUUUCCACGAGGCCAUCGGCGACGUCAUGUCGCUCUCCGUCUCCACCCCUAAGCAUCUGAGGACCAUCGGUCUCUUGGAAGAGGAGUCGACAGAAAUGGACAAGAAGGCUUCUUACGAGGCCACGAUCAACUACUUGUUCACCACUGCGCUGGACAAAAUCGCUUUCCUGCCCUUCGCUUACGAACUGGACCUGUGGCGCUGGGACGUCUUUGAAGGAAAAACUACCCCUGAAAACUACAACUGCCACUUCUGGAAACUAGCUCACGAGUUCCAAGGAAUCGAACCGCCAGUUGACAGGACUGAGGAGGACUUCGACAUCGCGUCCAAGUACCAUAUCGUGGCCGACGUUCCUUACAUACGCUACUUCAUCAGCUUCGUGAUCCAGUUCCAGUUCCACAAGGGACUGUGCCAGGCCGCCGGACAGCUGGAAAAUAACGCACCGCUGCACGAAUGCGACAUUUACAAGAGCGCCACGGCUGGAAACCUGCUUGGCUCCAUGCUCCAGCUGGGAGCGUCCAAGCCUUGGCCGGACGCGAUGGAAGUCGUGACCGGACAGCGCAAAAUGGACGCAAGUGCCCUUCGCGAGUACUUUGCCCCUCUCGAAGAGUGGCUGCGCGCCGAGAACGAGAAAACCGGCGAGUUCAUCGGAUGGGACAAGACUGACAAAUAUUGCGUGCAGACUCGAGACGAGCUGAGAAAACUCGUCGAGCGGGAGUAGCGGCAGGAUCUGCUCUGAGCGAAUAAAAUCCCUCCUAAUUUAAAUGUACACAGUAACUAAUCCAUAAACGUACAAGAAUGCGUGUUUUAACUUCCAUCUCGAUGUAUUUGUUGUAUUUUGCUCAAUCAAUAAACGUGUAACUUGUAGGAAUGUCUCACA
Cloeon dipterum is the source of this 2391-nucleotide messenger RNA. Its product is annotated as angiotensin-converting enzyme-like. The record is from RefSeq and is a predicted model, not a curated record. Gene Ontology annotation, cellular component: plasma membrane. NCBI's taxonomy places the organism in Eukaryota, Metazoa, Arthropoda, Insecta, Ephemeroptera, Baetidae. The transcript is spliced from 12 exons. Gene Ontology annotation, biological process: proteolysis. Bases 13 to 2232 code for a protein of 739 amino acids. Gene Ontology annotation, molecular function: metallopeptidase activity; peptidyl-dipeptidase activity.